Cajanus cajan (pigeon pea) is the source of this 3484-nucleotide messenger RNA. RefSeq names its product Leucine-rich receptor-like protein kinase family protein (gene CLV1). NCBI's taxonomy places the organism in Eukaryota, Viridiplantae, Streptophyta, Magnoliopsida, Fabales, Fabaceae. The record is from RefSeq and is a predicted model, not a curated record. Gene Ontology annotation, biological process: protein phosphorylation. Gene Ontology annotation, molecular function: ATP binding; protein kinase activity; protein binding.
UGUUUCUCAAACUUGUAGUGGAUCUCGUGUAGCUACUACUGGUGCAUAUAUAUUAUUAAUAAUUAUUAUAAUUAUUUUCUUGGCAUCCAUCCACUUUGAUAGAAACAGAAAUAGUAUUGCUAUUGCAUGCUUAUUGAUUGCGUUGCCACCAUGGUACAGUGGCAGUGGUGUACAAUAUAUACAUGCAUAUAUGGUGUGUGUAUAAUUUAAUAUAAAGAGUGUAUAUAAAUAGAGAGAGGAUGUGGUGAGUGCCGCCAAAUGCAUAGGUAUAUGAGAGAGAGAGUAAAGUAAAGUAAAGUAAGGGAGAGAUGAGAAGCAGUGUAGUGUUGUUGUUAGUUACCUGGAUAUGGUUCCGCGUGGCAGCGUGCUCUUCCUUCACUGACAUGGAUGCGCUGCUGAAGCUCAAGGACUCCAUAAAGGGAGACAAGGCCAAGCAGGAGGCGCUCCAAGAUUGGAGGUUCUCCACCUCGCUUUCCGCACACUGUUCCUUUUCAGGUGUAAAAUGCGACCACGACCUCCGAGUCGUCGCAAUCAACGUCUCCUUCGUUCCUCUCUUCGGCCACCUCCCGCCGGAGAUCGGAAAGCUCGACAAACUCCAGAACCUCACCCUCGCGCAGGACAACCUCACCGGAGUGCUCCCCAAGGAGCUCGCCAACCUCACCUCCCUCAAGCUCCUCAACAUCUCCCACAACAACUUCUCCGCCCAUUUCCCCGCCGGAAUCAUUCUUCCCAUGACCCAACUCCAGGUCCUCGACGUCUACGACAACAUGUUCACCGGAGCACUUCCCCAGGAGUUGGUCCGCCUGGAGAACCUCAAGUACCUCAAGCUCGACGGAAACUACUUCACCGGCACCAUACCGGAGAGUUACUCAGAGUUCAAGAGCUUAGAGUUUUUAAGCUUAAGCACCAACAGCCUCUCGGGGAAGAUUCCCAAGAGUUUGUCCAAAUUAAAGACGCUCAAGUAUCUCAAACUCGGAUACGUCAACGCCUACGAAGGCGGAAUCCCGCCGGAGUUCGGAACAAUGAAAUCUCUGAAAUUCCUUGAUCUCUCAAGCUGUAACCUCAGCGGCGAGAUUCCACCGAGUCUCAGCAAUUUGACAAACCUCGACACGUUGUUCCUGCAUAUCAACAACCUCACCGGAACAAUCCCGCCGGAGCUCUCCAACAUGGCCAGCCUCAUGUCACUGGAUCUCUCCAUCAACAACCUCACCGGCGAGAUUCCGUUGAGUUUCUCCAAGCUCAGAAACCUCACGCUCAUGAAUUUCUUCCACAACAAGCUCCGCGGUCCUAUUCCGUCGUUCGUCGGGGAGCUUCCGCAUCUGGAAACGCUUCAGCUCUGGGAGAACAACUUCUCGUACGUGCUCCCGCAGAACCUAGGGGAAAACGGCAAGUUCAUCUUCUUCGACGUGAUGAAGAACCACCUCACUGGAUUAAUCCCCAGGAAUUUGUGCAAGAGCGGCAAGUUGCAGACGUUCUUGAUCAGCGAUAACUUCUUCAACGGUCCACUCCCCGAGGAGAUUGGUAACUGCAAGUCUCUCAUGAAAAUCCGCGCCGCCAAUAACUACCUUGACGGUAACAUUCCCUCUGGGAUCUUCAAACUGCCUUCCGUUAACAUAAUCGAGCUCUACAAGAACCAUUUUAACGGCCAACUGCCUUCCGAGAUUUCCGCCGUCUCUCUCGGGACGCUCACGCUUUCCAACAACUUCUUCACGGGGAAUAUCCCGCCAGCCUUCAAAAACUUCCGAGCGUUGCAAGCUCUUGCACUCGACGCCAACCAGUUCGUUGGGGAAAUUCCCGGGGAGCUUUUCGAAUUACCGCAGUUGACCAAGGUCAACAUCAGCGGCAACAAUCUAACAGGACCCAUCCCAGCGACGUUGACUCGCUGCGCUACGCUCACCGCCGUUGACCUCAGCCGGAACAUGCUCGCCGGCGAGAUUCCCACGGGGAUUAAAAACCUCUCAGACUUGAGCAUUUUCAACGUGUCGAGGAACCAAAUCACAGGUCCCAUCCCGGACGAGAUUCGCGUGAUGCCGAGCCUCACCACGCUGGAUCUCUCCUACAACAGUUUGUACGGCAAGGUUCCCACCGGCGGCCAGUUCCAGGUGUUCAGCGAGAAAUCCUUCGCGGGGAACCCUAACCUCUGUUUCUCCCGGUCGUGCCCUAAUUCGUGGAGAAAGAGGGGCGGUCCUUGGAGCUCGAAACCGACGAGGGUGAUAGUGAUAGUAAUUGCACUGGCGACCGCGACGCUGGUGGUGUUGGUGACGGUGUACGUGGCUCGGCGGAGGAAGGUGCAGCGGGCGAUGACGUGGAAGCUGACGACGUUCCAGCGGGUGAGUUUAAAGGCGGAGGAGGUGGUGGAGUGUCUGAAAGAGGAGAACAUAAUAGGGAAAGGAGGGGCUGGGAUCGUGUACCGCGGGUCCAUGGCGAACGGUAGUGACGUGGCGAUAAAGAAGUUGGUGGGUGCAGGGAGUGGGAGAAACGAUUAUGGUUUCAAGGCGGAGAUAGAGACGGUGGGGAAGAUAAGGCACAGGAACAUAAUGAGGCUUCUGGGUUACGUGUCGAACAAGGAAACGAACCUGUUGCUGUAUGAGUACAUGCCGAAUGGGAGCUUAGGGGAGUGGCUGCAUGGAGCCAAGGGGGGGCACUUGAGGUGGGAAAUGAGGUACAAGAUUGCAGUGGAAGCUGCCAAGGGUCUCUGCUAUUUGCACCACGAUUGUUCCCCUCUCAUCAUCCACAGGGACGUCAAGUCCAAUAACAUAUUGCUGGACGCGGAGUUGGAGGCCCAUGUUGCUGAUUUUGGGCUUGCCAAGUUCUUGUACGACCCAAACGCGUCCCAGUCGAUGUCCUCCAUCGCUGGCUCCUACGGCUACAUUGCUCCAGAGUACGCUUACACGCUGAAAGUGGACGAGAAAAGCGACGUGUACAGCUUCGGAGUGGUGCUGUUGGAGCUGAUAAUUGGGAGGAAGCCAGUGGGGGAGUUCGGCGAUGGAGUGGACAUCGUUGGAUGGGUCAACAAAACAAGAUCCGAACUCUCUCAGCCCUCGGAUGCUGCCUUGGUGUUGGCUGUGGUGGACCCGCGCCUCACUGGGUAUCCAUUGACAAGUGUUAUUUACAUGUUCAACAUAGCUAUCAUGUGUGUUAAGGAAAUGGGCCCCGCUCGCCCCACCAUGAGGGAAGUCGUUCAUAUGCUCACCAAUCCUCCUCCCUCCACCACCACCACUCCAAACCUAAUUAAUCUCUGAUCUCUGAUCUCUUUUCUCAACCACAUUCGCUUCUCCGAAAAUUAAUAAAUUAACACGUACGAAAGAACACAAUCUCUCUCAAUAACUUUCAUGUGUUGUUUCUCAGAAGUGAAUCCACACAUCAAAUGUAAAAUAGGCUUUACUUUUUUUUAAUUUUGCAUUUCUAGUAAUUGGAAAGGAUUUCUCCAAUUGUACGUGUAUCAAGAAUUUUUGUAUAAAGAGUUUGCAUGUCAUUGCCACUA